UCCUCUUUUCUCCAAGUGCUGCAGAGGAGCUGCUUACUGCAUCGCGGGGGAGGAAGUAUAGACCAGAAAGAAAAGGAGAAGGGGAAAGAAGAAAAGAAAAGCUGAAAGCUCUUCAUCACACCACACUUCCGUGCUGGGAUAGCGUGGGGAAUACCGGGUGUGAGAGGACGCGCGCGCUCUGCUGGAUCCCCGCGGCUUUUCUUCCCCCUCCGCCGUGUGUAUCUCUGGCUCUUUUGGAUGGAUCCGACCUACACCUCGGGUUCACGUAAAGAGGACAUCGACCUUUACAUUGCAAACUGAGUGCCAUCUUUUGCUUCACAUUUGUACCAUUUAAACCGCAGUAAAAAUGGAGAACACAUACAGAGAGAGAACUUCUCUUGCCCGUGGCGCUCGCGAUAUCGCCAAAGAAGCCAAACGGCACGCGGUCAAAAAAGUCAACAAAGCCAUAGACCGCGCAUCAGACGAGUACUCAGGCCGCACGUAUCACCGCUUUGAAAAUGACGAGGAAGACGAGGGUGGAGACAACGACCGCUACUACUAUCAGGAUGGUCAAGCGCAGCAACAUGAGGAUGAUGAAGGAUCCAGUGAUGCCACCGAAGGCCAUGACGAUGAAGACGAGAUCUACGAGGGCGAGUACCAGGGCGUGCCCGGAGAUGGACAGGUGGCACUGGGGCGGCCGGUAGCAGAUGGGACGAAGGACAGGAAAGAGCUGGAGAAAGAGCGAGAGGCAGAGGAGGAGGAGCUAGCACAGCAAUACGAGCUGAUCAUCCAGGACUGCGGACAUGGCCGCUUCCAGUGGCAGCUCUUCUUCGUUCUGGGGUUGGCGCUCAUGUCCGAUGGUGUGGAGGUUUUCGUUGUUGGGUUCGUGUUGCCCAGCGCAGAGACGGACAUGUGUGUGCCCAACUCUGGAGCAGGGUGGCUGGGUAGUAUUGUGUACCUGGGGAUGAUGGUGGGAGCAUUUUUCUGGGGCGGUUUGUCGGAUAAAGUGGGCCGGAGGCAGUGUUUGCUGGUGUGUAUGUCCGUGAAUGGCUUCUUCGCCUUCCUGUCCUCGUUCGUGCAGGGCUACAGCACUUUCCUCUUCUGCAGGAUGCUCUCGGGAUUUGGGAUCGGCGGGGCCGUGCCCAUCGUGUUCUCGUACUUUGCCGAGUUCCUGGCGAGGGAGAAGCGCGGCGAGCACCUGAGCUGGCUCUGCAUGUUCUGGAUGAUAGGCGGCAUCUACGCUUCAGCCAUGGCCUGGGCCAUCAUCCCCCACUACGGCUGGAGUUUCAGCAUGGGCUCAGCAUAUCAGUUCCACAGUUGGAGAGUGUUUGUGGUCGUCUGCGCACUACCGUGUGUCUGCGCAGUCGUCUCUCUUACCUUCAUGCCAGAAAGUCCACGCUUCUUCCUGGAGACGGGGAAACACGAUGAGGCGUGGAUGGUACUGAAACAGAUCCACGAUACCAACAUGCGUGCACGAGGAGAGCCAGAGAAAGUUUUUACUGUGAACCGUAUAAAGAUCCCUAAGCAGUUGGAUGAGUUUGUUGAGAUGCAGUCCGAGUCGGCAAACCCUGCGGCUAAAGUCCUCUUCCGAAUCCGGAGUGAACUCCGCGGAAUUUGGCUUACGUUCCUAAAGUGCUGGGAUUACCCUGUGAAAGACAACACGAUGAAGCUGGCUAUAGUGUGGUUCUCUCUGUCUUUUGGGUACUAUGGUCUUUCGGUGUGGUUUCCCGAUGUCAUAAAGCACCUUCAAGCGGACGAGUACGCAGCGAGGGUGAAGAUCUACAACAACGAGCGCAUCGAAGAUUUCACUUUCAACUUUACGCUGGAGAACCAGGUGCACUCCGGCGGGUCCUUCAUCAACGACAGGUUCAUCGGUAUGAAGUUUAAAUCGGUCACCUUUAAAGAUUCCAUCUUCCAGAAUUGCUUCUUCGAUGACGUCACUUCAGUCGGGACUUUCUUCAAGAACUGCACCAUCCUGGACACGUUCUUCUACAAUACAGAUAUCGAUGACUCAAAACUUAUCGGCUCGUCAGUGAUCAACAGCACAUUUGUGCACAAUAAGACGGGCUGCCAGGUCACCUUCGACGACGACUACAGUGCCUACUGGGUGUACUUUAUCAACUUCCUAGGGACUCUGGCUGUGUUGCCGGGCAACAUAGUUUCCGCCCUGCUGAUGGACAAAGUCGGGCGGUUGAGCAUGCUCGGAGGCUCGAUGGUUCUGUCUGGUAUUAGUUGUUUCUUCCUGUGGUUCGGCACCAGCGAGUCGAUGAUGAUCGCCAUGCUCUGCCUCUAUAACGGCCUCAGCAUAUCCGCCUGGAACUCUCUGGAUGUAGUCACAGCUGAGCUGUAUCCCACUGACAGGAGGGGUACUGGAUUCGGGUUCUGUAAUGCCAUGUGUAAGCUAGCGGCCGUGUUGGGGAACCUGAUUUUCGGCUCGUUGGUGGGCAUCACUAAAGCCAUUCCCAUCCUCCUGGCAUCAGGCGUGCUGGUGGCCGGCGGCCUCGUGGGACUACGACUCCCAGACACGCGUGCCAACGUCCUCAUGUGACCCCCGACCUCUGACCCCUCCCCUCCAACCAGAGAGUUGCAACGGAAACAAGAAGGACACUCCGGGUUGGGGCAGCUGCAACAGGCUACAACAUCGUCUGAUUAUUUAUUGAGUUGUAUGCUCAGUGUCAGAAUGUUAAUAUAUUUAUUUAUUUAAAGCUGCAGUAUGUAACAUUUGCAGAUUUGGGGAUCUGAAGACCUCUCUGGUGAAAAUAUUUUACUGCAGGCCUGUCAGAGAAAAACAUUUGAUAACACUGUUUUGAUGCCUACUGAUAUAAUGAUUCUGGGCCAAUUCUGGCUUCACAACAACGUCACUGAGAGCAGCUGUACCUUCUUUCGUGCCUAAUAUUUUGGCGUCAAUCUGCGAUGAUGUAUAAAUCUUAAAAAAAAAAACAACUUACAGCAAAACCUGACAGCUCGGACCUUCCAAAACUGCACAAUUUUCCAAAAACAGUUUUUUUUUAAAUAAUGAAAUAAAGUUCUUUCAUUUUGAGCAAAAAGUUACUUACUGCAGCUUUAAUCUGAAGUCAUAUUUACUGAAGUUAAAUCCUGUUUAAAAAAAGCCCAAUCUUGACUAAAUACUGCAAAACAAAUGCCUUAGCCGAACUAUCAUAAAUCUUACAGUGCCAAAAGCAGACGCUAAGUCAUAAGAUGAAAAUAUUAGUCUGUUCAUUUUUAUAACAGAGAUACGUGAUUUUGCCUGGGCUUUUGUCAUUUAACCAUGUUGAAUUUUUUUUUUUCAUUCUUGUUUUAUGAUGGACGAUGUUUAAGCCUUCCCGAGUCGAUCCGAGGCCAUUGAAAAUAACACUCCUGUUAGUGUAGGCACAGUCCCUACUGACUUCUGCUAGAAACACACAGAAAAAAAAGAAAUUCCCUUUUUUCUAUUUGUGACUAUUUUAAAACAGAAGCUAUUUUAAAGCAGCGAUAAGGCUUUAGUCUUUGUUCUUGUCUUUGUGAGCCGUGAGGUUAAUCUACGCUUAUUUGCAAGGGCUUUGCUUUAUAGUACUUGUGCUUUUAUUAAUUUUUGGUGUGUCUGUCUUUCUGUCUCUCUGUUUGUUUUUCCUCUAAUCCGAGUCUGCAUGUACGUCCGAGUGUGUGUACGUGUGACGGCCCUUGCUACGCUGCUAUGCUGUAGUGUUUCUCAGUCAUGCUGCUGUGCGUUCAGUCUAAUCACGGAAUGGCCUUUUUUCUCAAUACCGUGCCUCUUUCCCCUAACUUUUCAUCUGUGCUCUUCUGUAUGCCUGCUGCACGUCAGUGUUUCAUUCCGCUGUGUGUGUGUGUGUGUGUGUGUGUGUGUCAAUCUCCUACCUGCUCUUCCACCUGGAAGGAACACGACUACAGUCGGGCUAGACGUAUUGUUGCUUGACCCGAAAUGAGUGACAGGUCACCUGAUCAGGAAGAAUUGGUCAGUGCAGUGUGUCCAAACCAACACCCAGUUAAUAAUUUCAAGUUAGCAGAAUGUUGAAAUGAGGAAGCGAUGAUGCAUUUCUGCCAGAGAAAGCAUCACCUGCACCGUAGUUCCAGGAACCUUUUAAGUUUACUGUGUUCCAGAUACUUUUCCACAGAGCAGGAACUAUUGGGGUGGAGGCUGUCACACUGAUUGCUGCUGAGGUCAGGCUCAUGUUUUCACAGAAUUUAUUAAGAACCGACAUUUAGAUAAAAAUCAGUUACUAAAUCGUGUUUUUUUAUUUAGAUUUUUUUAUAGAAUUUAUACAUGCUUCUAGUGGUAGCCCUUAUGAAAAUAUGGUAUAUUUGAAAAAUAUAAUACAAGUAAUAUACUGCAUAGUUUACUACUUUGUGUAGUCUCCAUGCACUCAUUCUGUACAUGUUUUGAAUUCAAUUAUGACAAAAAAAAUGCUCGUAAGUUAUUACAGUUAUUACAGUUUUGAGUUAAAAUGCUUUAAAAAUACAUUUAGUACAUCAGUAAUAGACCUAUAAAUGAUUGUACUUUACUUUUAAGUAAACUACGCAUUGAUACACUGAUUAGAAGUACUCAUGAAAGUACACUUUCAAGAUAAAAAUAAGAUCAAAUAUAGCUCAUUCUCCUCAUUUUCUUUCUUUCUGUCCUAGCCUACUCUCCCUUCUGCACCAGGCUUCAAACUCGUGAUAUAAUAACUCAAUAAUUAAAUGAAUAAUUUACCUUAUAAUGAGUGAUAACCCAAUAAAUGAUUUAGUAUACAUACUAAACAUUAGUGUUCAGAAAUAAGGUAUAUUUUUGCAUAGUUAUGUCCAUCUACAAAUAUUUAAAGUACUUUAUAGGUAAUAUAUUUUGACAUGGUAAUAUAUUACUAUUAAUACUAUAUACUAUAAUACUAUAAGUAUUACUUGUAGUAAUAUUUACACUCUUCUAUUACUUACAGUCUAGUUAUAUUUUUUCAAAAGGAGCAAAAUUAGACACAAAGUAUAAAAUGACUUUUCUUCAUGCACACUUCUCAUGUUGUUAUUAAUGUUAGCGUCGUAUCUGUGCAACGAAGCUGACUUUCCCAAAAAACAUCGUAAAGUUAAGACCACUUUAAAUGGUAAGAGAGUGUUCAAUGUGAUGCUCGCUCUACCAUUAAAUGAUGAUCUUUGUACUACGAUGCUUUUGGGGAAUCUCAGCCCAGAGCUUAAAGUUCAACCUCCAGCAUGUUUAUUGUGUUGCUGUACUUUUUGCUAAAAUGGCAUAACCAUCACAGUGUGUGUCUCCUCUGUUAUUUUACACAAUGAUCCUGGUUCCUGGAGUGCACACAGAACACAGAACGCAGGAACUUAUCCUGGAACUGUGUAGUUCUUCUUUAGGUUCUGGAAAAUAUUGUUGUUGUUUUUCACUGCACUGGAUUGUGUGUGAUAUUUCUCUGGUCUUCUCUAAAAGGGAACACUGCAGAGAUAUCGUAAAUUGACCUGCGUGUCUGAACGUCACACUUUGCACCAUCUUGUCUAGGAACAGAGGAUUAAACAGUCACUAAACCUGCACACACCUGACCUGGUUUUUCACUUCGGCACCGGCUGCUAUUGUGUUUGGAUCAGACGUUAAUGUUUCAUAGGAACUUUUUUUCAUGAACCCAUGUGCCAUACAACAUUUGCAAUACAAUACAGGGUUGAUUUUUUUCUUUUUUCUUUUUUUUUUUUUUUUACUUUGAUGAGUGAAUGUUAUAUAUAAAUAUAUUGUAUAGAGUGGUUUUAUUGUUUUAUUUUAUUCGAUUUUAAUUUGCUCCAUUACUUUUGUGUAUUGCAGUGGAUAAAAGAUUCCCCUCUAGUGGUGAUCGAAACUUCUUGUAAUAUUGUUUUUUUUUAACAUAUUUCCCAUUCCAAUGGCACAAAUUAACAAUCUGGACAUUCCUCACAGUUCUUUAACAUUUUGGCCAAAAAGAAAAGCACAAUCGUACUCACGUGUGUUUCCGGUGUCUUAUUGUAGAUCACCACAGAAGGGGAACCUGAAACCCGGAUCAGACAUGGUUCAUUCAUGUGGCAGCUCAACACAAUCCAUUCACCUGCUUCCUUUCUCCCCUCCGCUGAACAAAUGCAAAAUAAACCAACACAGCACUCAAACAAAUAAUACUGAUUCUAAUUCUAAUGUUGUCUUUAAACCAGCUGUUGCAUGCGUGUUAUGGAGAUUUCUCUUUGUGUUUCGGCUUAAUGUGUGUCGUGUUCUCGGAUGUGGAGCAGAAUAAAAAAAGCGUGUAUGAUUUCGGUGAUUUGUUGUGUAUGAUGUAUGAUGUAUGAUGUGACUGAGUCUCUCGGGAUGUUGUGGCUCAGCUUCUAUAGAGUUUAUUAAAUGUCUGUAAAGUCUUCGGCCAAAUAUUUCCUCUCGAUAUGAUUUAUUUUGAAGAGAGAAAAGUCAUGUAAAUUGUAGAGUGGUUUCGAAGUGGAUUCAGUUUUGGA
Molecule: messenger RNA, 6387 nt
Organism: Pangasianodon hypophthalmus (striped catfish)
Lineage: Eukaryota; Metazoa; Chordata; Actinopteri; Siluriformes; Pangasiidae
Product: synaptic vesicle glycoprotein 2C
Exons: 13
Coding region: 347-2527 (726 amino acids)
Biological process (GO): chemical synaptic transmission; transmembrane transport
Cellular component (GO): membrane
Molecular function (GO): transmembrane transporter activity
Source: RefSeq, a predicted model, not a curated record